AUGAUUACUGCAUAUCCUCGAACUAGUAAUAUUUUUGACUCACAAAACCUGCAUGUGCAGAAUGAUCUUGAAAUAAAACAUAAAAUCAAGGCACAAGCUUUACUUUACCCUCAUUUACAGAUAAUUGAUUCGUAUUUGCCAUCUCACAGAGAAAAUGAGAAUGGUGUGGUUCUGACAAGGGACAUAGCCAUAAAACUCGUGAGCUUAUAUAUCACCGAGGAUAAAACAUUUCCCCAGGCACUGAAAAGAAACCAACAUAUGCCGCUGGAAUCAAGACCUUUGUUCAAGUUUGUUAACUGGAGUACUCUCUUACCCAAGAAGUAUAGAAAGGACUAUGUUUAUACUGAACCAAUUCUUGGAAGAACUAGUUAUUCAUUGCCAGCUCUUAUGGACAUCAGAAUGUCACCCUUGUUGGCCAAUGAUUCCCAGUUACAGAAUUUGCCAUCAACCUUUAUUCUUACCUGUGAACAUGAUAUCCUGAGAGAUGAUGGACUUUUGUAUGUUUCAAGACUUCAAAAUGCUGGAGUUCAAGUUACUCAUGAACAUAUUGAGGGUGGAUUCCAUGGAGCUUUAUCAUAUAUGACAUCACCCCUGAAUUUACACCUAGGUCUCAGAAUAAGAGACAUGUAUAUUAGUUGGCUGGAUAAGAAUUUAUAAAUCCAUCACUUACUUGAUUGUAUUUUGUGAUAUUUUGUAGUUGUAGUACAAAGAACAAUGCCAUUUGUAUUGUCUAAAUCUAGGCUUGAAUCAGUUAUAAUGAUUACUGCAUAUCCUCGAACUAGUAAUAUUUUUGACUCACAAAACCUGCAUGUGAUCCUUUUUUCUCAUUACUUACGGUUAUUAGAAUUAUGUUGGUCCUGAUAGAGACCAGUGCUUAUUAAAGUUUAGAAAUAAUAAUAAUACUGUCAAGUAAGAGAAGACAAUAUCCAGACAGGUACAGAAACUGUAUAAUAAGUGGGAAUAGAAAAAAACAUUAGGAAAACAUCGUAAGGAAAUUGUAUUAGUUUCAUGUGGCUGUUAUAACAAAUUACUACAAAUUGUGUGGUUUAAAACAACAGAAAUUUAUUCUCUAGAGUUCCUGAAGUCCAAUACUAGUAUCAUUGGGCCAAAAUUAAGGUACUGGUGAGAGACAUGCUCACUCUGGA
Molecule: messenger RNA, 1145 nt
Organism: Myotis daubentonii (Daubenton's bat)
Lineage: Eukaryota; Metazoa; Chordata; Mammalia; Chiroptera; Vespertilionidae
Gene: AADACL2
Product: arylacetamide deacetylase-like 2
Exons: 2
Coding region: 1-657 (218 amino acids)
Cellular component (GO): membrane
Molecular function (GO): carboxylic ester hydrolase activity
Source: RefSeq, a predicted model, not a curated record